Messenger RNA from Anopheles bellator, 2466 nucleotides. Its product is annotated as leucine-rich repeat neuronal protein 3. Gene Ontology annotation, molecular function: protein binding. The record is from RefSeq and is a predicted model, not a curated record. The coding region runs from base 713 to 2293 and encodes 526 amino acids. NCBI's taxonomy places the organism in Eukaryota, Metazoa, Arthropoda, Insecta, Diptera, Culicidae. The transcript is spliced from 4 exons.
ACGCGCACUAGUGUAGUGUUGGUGAAUGCACAGCCCGUUGGCCUUGGGAGCACGUAACGUUCGCGAUGCUCGCCCGUAGACCCACACCUGGUUUACAGAUGCUUUGUACGAUCGAUUCAAGGAAGGCAAGAGACCCCGAGCAACGCACGUGCCAAUGACGGGAACGCGACGCAUAACCAACCCGGAGGAGCAUUAAACGCCCCGUCGUCUUGUGUCUUGGCGCAGAAUUCGGGAGGGGCCCCACCAAGAGUCGGCCGGGCUUUGGUAUCGAAACCUGAUGAUAAGCUGAUAAGAUAACGAAAAAUCCAAGGAAAGACGCCAUGUGAGGUGCAAUUCUAGGUGCGCAGCGUAAAGCGAACCCUUGGGCCACGAUGUAUUCGAAGCCCGUUAUCUGCGGAAAACGAACGUUACUCAAGCGCGCGCUCUCCAGCCGCGGCCGAUAUGAGGUGACACUAUUCCCUCCGGAGCUUGCUAGCCAUUCGACAGUUGUUAGUGCCACAGGCCCGGCGUGGCCAGAACCCGCCUUGAACUUGCGCACGAAGAAAGGUUCCGACCCGAAGCGGACAAACGAAAAGAAAAGUGACCGCGUUCGAAAGUGAAAGUUUGCCCAACGUUCUGCUGGCGAGACGUGAGACGAAUCCCGUUUAAAAACUUUCGUUAUUUUAUCGUGUGUGACCGCCCCCACACGAAAGUGUUACAAAACAGUUGAAAUAUGUCUGCCGUUCGACCCAAACGGUGGGUCCACUUCGCACUGGUGCUGGUGGUGCUCUAUUCCCGGAGCAGCUCGGCCGCAAAUGAGGAAGCAAAUGAGCCCCAAGCAACGGCAGAGGCCGCGGCCAACACCACAGAGGCCUCCACAACGCCUGCAUGGAUGCCAUACUUAGAGAUGCAAGCGGGCAGCAGCAACAGUUCGGUGCUGUGCAAGAACUGCACGUGCAACGCCAGCAACGCCACUUUUGACUGCACCAACGUGAAGUUGGAAUCGACGACGAGCUUCCCGCCGGAAGCGUGGCAGUCGCUGAACGCCAGCGGUUUUGUGCCCAAAACGGUACUGCUCAAAGCGACCGGCUUGCGCCAGGUGGUGCGCUUCCCGCCCAUGAACGUCACGCUGCUCGAUCUGAGCUACAACGAGAUCGGCACGAUCGAGAGCAAAUGUUUCAUUGAUCUGGCGCAGCUGGAGGUAUUGGAUCUGUCGCACAACCUGCUCACGACCGACACGCUCACACCGGACAUUUUCGACGGUCACUACUCACCGUCCGCGUACGAACCGCUCGAUCGGCUGCGGGUACUGCGCCUAGGCGCGAACAAGCUUCACUCGCUGAAUUCGGACCUGUUUGAGCACCUGCCAUCGCUGGAAGAGCUGAGCCUCGAGCUGAACCAGUUCAAAGUCAUCGAUCCCCAGACGGAGACGGCCAUCAGCGGCAUUUCCACGCUCGUGAGUCUCGAUCUGAGCUACAUGGAGCUAGAGGAGAUCCCGAAAUACCUGCUACAUACGCCGCGCGGAUUGCGGUUCCUCAACCUCACCGGAAACCUGCUGAAGGAGGUACCAUCGGCGCUCACCUACUCCGCUGGGCUGAACUGGCUCAGUUUGGACGAGAAUCCGAUCGAAACGAUCGUGGCCGGAAACGAGUUCCCGGUGAUGAAAAAUCUAACGUAUCUCGGUUUGUCGUACAUGCCGGCGCUGAAGGUCAUCGGUCGGGGAGCGUUCCGGGGACUGCAAUCGCUCCAGGAACUGUACCUGGCCAACAACCCACACCUGGGCUAUCUGCACGCGGAAGCUUUCUCGCGCAACGACACCGACAAUCCGGAGCGCCUCAUUUGGCCCCCGGUUCGGCGGCUGUAUCUGCACAACAACGACCUCAAGUAUCUGGACGCCCAACUGCUGGUCCAGUGGGACUCGAUGGAAGUGAUCGAUAUCCGGGUUAAUCCUUGGGCGUGCGAUUGCUCCAAUCGGUGGGUCGUGUCUACGCUGCUGCCAAUCGUCGAGCGCACCACUCCGACUAUCCUGAACAACAUCGGGGGGGGCGGGCCCCCGCAAAUGGCCGGCACAUCGAUGAUCGAUCUGGAGCACCAUCACACGAAGCUGCGCUGCCUCGACGCGGCCGGCAACGACCCGUCGAACGAUGGAGCCCUGCUGGUGGGGCUUUUGAUCGGCGUCCUGGUGGCCGUCCCACUGACUGCGGCCCUCUGGUGCAUCUACAAACGGGGUUGCUUCGGCCUAUUCCGAGACAAGGGUCCGGCCGGUUACUCGCGUGCCUUCUACAGUCGCACGACGCUCAACGAAGAGUUCUGAAAGCCGCCGAACCUCCUCCCCCCCUUAACGAGAGAGCAAACCAAAUAGCCGCCACACCAAAGUGGCCACACAUCGUCUACUUAAGCGGAUCUCCUCUUUCCGGCUGAAAGAGGUCACGCGUCUGUGCGUAAUGCCGUAAAGCGUUUUGGCGAACCGAAUAAAGAGAGCGAUUG